Seminavis robusta is the source of this 1232-nucleotide messenger RNA. The record is from the annotation of a GenBank genome assembly. Lineage: Eukaryota; Bacillariophyta; Bacillariophyceae; Naviculales; Naviculaceae.
UAGUAGUAGUAUUGUGAACCAUAAAAAAAGUAUGGAGUACGCGUACUCAAGUAAUUUGUAAAGAUAUCAAGUGACAAUUACAUGUAGUAAAGUCAAGUUAUUUCUCUUAAAAAGCAAGCUGAUAUACGAUGGCCUCUGAGAGUACUUAUGAUGAGCAAUUAGGAGAAGAGGCUACACCUCCUCCCAUUCCAAGUGUAAGUGAAAACGCCGAGGGACGAGAGGAAGAGGAGCGUUCGGCGGAGGCAGAACGACGAGAGGGCGUGGAGGGUGAAGAUGAUCGAUCCUCCCCUGAGCCCUCUAGAUCUAACAAACGCGACCGUGAGGAGGACGAGGACGGCCGCGAUGAGGACGGCCGUGAUGAUAAAUAUGAGGAUUCUCGCGACGAAGAGGAGAGUGGACGACGGGUCCGAAGGCGCCUCACAGAGAGACUGUACUUGUAUGUGCCCUCGGGAGGCGAGUGGAAUCAGAACAUAAUAGAGUACUCGACGCCCGUGGUGCUGCCUCAUCUCUUUCGGUGGCUCGGGUUUAAUAGUCACGCGGAGACUUGGUGCUGGGCCAUAGUUGUCUUGCACACCAUGCAAACCGCCGUCUCCGAUUUUGGACCCCACAAUAAGUCGAUAAGGUGGAAGGCUUGGAUCUCUCCACUGAACCAUCUCUUGAUCGACACGGCAUAUAUGCAAGCCAUGGUCACCGCCAUGUGCCUAAAACCCACAUGGUUCGUAGACCAGGCCACCAAUAAGCCACUCCGCCAUGUCCAAUGGAUUUCCUGCUUCAUGGUCUUCAACCUCAUGGUCCAUACCUGCUCCUCCUUGAAGAUGGAGUACACCAGGCAAAAAGUCAAACAGGUAUCCGUGGACCCAGUCACUGUCUCGACCUACACGCUAGCCUCCAUCCUGCUGCUGCAUCCCAGUAACCUAUCCAUGUGGAUGGGAUUGUUUCUCUUCAAUUGCACGCCCUUUUACAUCGUCUGGGCCUUCCAACAACUGGAACACACGAAGACUGUUUAGGACAAAAAGCAGCACACAGCCACAAAGCGAGGGAAUAUACAGAUAAAUGUGACCACCACAAUGCAUACUUGCAGCAACCAAAGGAUGCAUACACCUUUCUGAAAUGAAACGAAAGUGAAGGUAAGAAUCUGAUACACGAGUUGAUUGUACACAUUAGUAGGUAUGAUAGGCAACACUGUUACUAAUUUCAUUUAUUAUUUAUAGUCAUUCUUCUUGCCUCUUUAG